AGGAGGUAGAGGAGGAGGAGGCUGAAGGAAAGAAGAGAAAAACAGCCAACGAGAAGCAGAAUGAGGCAAAGAAACCAAAGGGGCUCGCAGAUGCUGAGAAGGGAGCUAACAAGUGGAAUGCCACCAACCAGCGGGCAAAGUGGCAAAAGUUCGGAAGGUGGCUCAAAAACAAAAAGCGCUGUCCAGCCAAGAUCAUCGCAGCUUGCAAGACGGAGGAGACCCGGAACUCCUUGUUCAACCACUUCGUCGACUCCGACGGUGUGUUUGCUGAGGUGGAGGCCAAAUUCGAGUUGUCUCUUCAGGAGGCCCAAAGGUCAAAG
Durusdinium trenchii is the source of this 320-nucleotide messenger RNA. Lineage: Eukaryota; Dinophyceae; Suessiales; Symbiodiniaceae. The record is from the annotation of a GenBank genome assembly.